Molecule: messenger RNA, 1080 nt
Organism: Gavialis gangeticus (Gharial)
Lineage: Eukaryota; Metazoa; Chordata; Crocodylia; Gavialidae
Gene: TMEM196
Product: transmembrane protein 196
Exons: 4
Source: RefSeq, a predicted model, not a curated record
AAUUGCUAUUUUUUUCCCUUGCAGUUUCUGCUUUGUGGCAUAUGUGGAAUAUUGUGCGCCAAAAAAAAAACCGGACUUGUUAUGAUACUUUUUUCAGCCUGUUGCAUCUGUGGACUAAUUGGAGGAAUACUGAAUUUCCAAUUCCUUCGUGCUCUCACAAAGAAGUCCUCUGCUCUCUAUUCUUUGCAUCUUGCCUCCAUGUCUCUUGCAUGCAUUGGAAUUGGUGGCUGCACCCUUUCUUCAUGGCUCACUUGUCGGCUAGCCAGCUAUGAACAAAGGAGGAUGUUCUCAGAAAGAGAACAUUCGCUGCAUCACUCCCAUGAAAUGGCAGAGAAAAGAAUGAGGGGUAUUGAAAUAACCGACCUGCCCAGCUGCCCGGUGGUUCCCCCAACACCAGAGUUACCUCCAAGGAAAUGACGGACAACCUAAGCAAUGGAGGCCCACAUCUGAUUUAUAAUGGAAGAGUGUACUAAGAGAUUUAAAAGUUCAAGGAACAAAACGUUUUGAGAUUUUCUUCAGGAAAAAAAUAUAAAUAGCCACCAAGAGACUGAUGUGAAACUGAAACAAUCUUGGCUUUUAUUACUAAAAUUUCACAAGUGCAGAACAGCACAGUUGGAAUUCCAUUUAGAAGCGUGUACUAAAUUCCUUUCCUAAGUACUUUGCUGAUAUAUAAUAUUUAUUCAUCCCCCUUAUAACCCUGAUCCCCAACCUUUUUUGGUCUGAUUAACUUUCCAAAAUUGUGAUAGCAUUUGAAACAGACUUUUAAGACUCUUCUUCUCAAGAAGACUUUAUAAAAUCAUUAAAAAGAAGAGAGAUUAACCAGCAGCUUGUUUCAUGAAGAAAGUGCAAAUUGGACUUUAAAAAGCUUGCAUUUCACAUGCAGAGUACACAUGAACAAAUGAUGGGCGUGCUGAAAACAACACUGAUGUCUUUGUUUUGAAAGACAGAAUGUUUUAAGAAUGCCAUAAAUCAAAACCUCAACAAUGCCUUGUUGUAAAGAGACUGUAAAUAUUUCCAAUUUGUGAAUGAAGUAUAUUUCGUAAUUUGUUCAUAAAAGAUGACCAAUAAAAUGAAAUCUAA